Molecule: messenger RNA, 1638 nt
Organism: Mizuhopecten yessoensis (Yesso scallop)
Lineage: Eukaryota; Metazoa; Mollusca; Bivalvia; Pectinida; Pectinidae
Exons: 1
Coding region: 1-1638 (545 amino acids)
Molecular function (GO): zinc ion binding
Source: RefSeq, a predicted model, not a curated record
AUGGCUGCUGCAAUAUCAGGCUCUCACCAGGAAGCUGUCAGACAGAAAGGUAGUACGAAGUGUCCAAACCACAGACUGAGAGAUGUUGUUUAUGUUUGUCAGGAUUGUAAAAUUCUUAUGUGUACAACUUGCAGUAUAAAAUCUGUUCACAAGACUCACAACCUAGAGGAACUUAGCGUCGUUGCUCAGGAGAAAAAAACGGUCAUGUUGGAUUUCGUCAACCUAUCAGAAAAGAACACACUUCCUCUUCUUAAAGAUGAUCUCAUAGCAAAAGAACACCUAAUGACAGAAACUUCUUCAGAAUUCAAGACAGUUUCUUCCAAUAUGAAGCUCCAAGGUGUAAAAUGUAAACAAGAAAUAGAUGAACUGAUAGCAGGUUUCACUUCUAUUCGUGAUGAAAUGGAGAGAAGUAAUUUUGAGUUAUUACGACAUUAUAAGAAAGACAAACAGCACAGAUAUGACGUUGUAUUAGCAGAAGUAGAAGAAUGUAAGAAGGCUCUACAGACAAGCACAGAUGUUGAGAUAUUUGACACUGACUUCGAUACACUUGGAAGUUACACAGAUUCCAACCCACCUGUAUUACAAACCUGCCAAUACACACCUUGUACAACAAUCACUGAUCAUCUCAAACAGGCAAUCGGUAAAUUUACCACUGGUUCUACCGGCCAUUCACAAACACUAGCGGCUGCUACAUCCACCAUCGGUAAAUUAGACCAAUGCCAAGAGAGCUCUGCUGGUCACACUGACAUCGAGAAAGCAGGCACUCACGCUGGGAAAUCACCAGGUCAGCCUCCUUUAUAUGUUCUGCUCGAUAACCCAAUUGUUGUAUCACAGUUUUCAGUCCCAGCGAUGGCUUGGUCAAUAUGCCUAACUCCAGAAGGUUGCCCCUGGAUUCUGGAUGCUGGCGGGAAAACAGUACUUCAGAUAAAUGAUAAAGGUGAAACCAAACAGAAAAUUGAACUUCACAAUGAUGCCCGUGAUAUAUGUGUGUCCCCUGAAACGGGUCAUCUCUGGUUCUGUAGUGAUGAUAGAACUAUAUAUGAAUUACAAGAACCAGCAACACCUGUACCACAGUUCAAAGCAAAUGACAAACCGAGCUGUCUACACAUAACCAACGAUGGCGUUAUGGUGGGUACAAAGAGCAGUUUAACUUUACACAACACCACAGGAUCUGUUCUACACACCAUCACCAAUGAAGAAAAAUCAGAUUUCUUACCUCCAUUCAGAAUUUCCAACUGUUCAGUGACAGGAAACGUUGCUGUGGUACACGGUAUUGAAAAUGAGGAAAGUGAAGAAGAUAUCCCAUAUAACUCAACAAUGCAUAUCGGCGUGUAUGACAGAACACUCGAUCAACUAUUUACCUACAGAGGAGAAGAUAUCCGGGGACAGGAGCCUGUUACACCAGAAACAUUCGGUCCAUGGUCAGUUGACUACGAUUCCUUUGGAAACCUGAUUAUAGCGGAUAUGAAGAGGAAGACAAUAGAAUUAUUAAGUGGGACUGGCCAGUACCUGAGAACAUUGCACUCAGGUGCAGGAUAUAAAGGUGCGAUAUGCAUAGGGUCUGGGAAUACACUGUGGUCACAGAUGGAAGAUGAUGAGGGAGAUAUUACAAUUAAAAUCCUCAAAUAUUGUAAGUGA